This is a messenger RNA of Helicoverpa zea (corn earworm), 3690 nucleotides long. RefSeq names its product transcription elongation factor SPT5 (gene Spt5). The record is from RefSeq and is a predicted model, not a curated record. Gene Ontology annotation, molecular function: mRNA binding; protein binding. Lineage: Eukaryota; Metazoa; Arthropoda; Insecta; Lepidoptera; Noctuidae. The transcript is spliced from 5 exons. Gene Ontology annotation, biological process: transcription elongation by RNA polymerase II; transcription elongation-coupled chromatin remodeling; regulation of transcription by RNA polymerase II. Bases 101 to 3328 code for a protein of 1075 amino acids. Gene Ontology annotation, cellular component: DSIF complex.
UCAUUCGUUUGUGACGUUUUGCUACGUACCUAUGGUGUGUUUUCGCUGAAAUAUUUUUAAUGGGUCAAAAUCAUUGAUUUUAGUCCCAUAAGACGCGAUAAUGUCUGAUUCGGAAGGUAGCAAUUACUCAGGGAGUGGGUCUGACGCGGGUAGUGUGGCAUCCCGUCGGUCACGGAGGAGCGCCGCAUCGAAUCGUUCAGUGCGUUCGCGCUCGGGCUCCCGGUCGCGAUCUGGCAGCCGCAGCCUUUCGCGGACUCCGUCCAGAGGCUCCAGAUCACGCUCUAGGUCUAAAUCACGCUCACGAUCCCGUUCUAGGAGUCGUUCAGCGGGUUCCGAUGGCAGUCGCAACAAAGAUGAUGAAGCAAAAGAGGCAUCUGGUGAUGAAGAAGUUGAGGAUGAACAAGAACCAGAGGGUGAGGACCUAGUGGACUCAGAGGAAUAUGAAGAAGACGAGGAAGAAGAAAGACUGAGGAAGAAGCGCAAGAAGGACAGUCGCUAUGGAGGCUUUAUUAUUGAUGAAGCUGAGGUGGAUGACGAGGUUGACGAAGAUGAUGAGUGGGAAGAGGGAGCACAAGAAAUGGGUAUUGUGGGCAAUGAGGUUGAUGAAAUCGGACCUACUGCCCGAGAAAUCGAGGGCAGGCGCCGAGGUACCAACCUCUGGGACUCACAGAAAGAGGAAGAGAUUGAAGAAUACCUUAGGAACAAAUAUGCAGAUGAGUCAGCAGCCCUCAGACACUUUGGUGAGGGUGGCGAGGAAAUGUCGGAUGAAAUCACCCAACAAACCCUGUUGCCUGGUAUCAAGGACCCCAACUUAUGGAUGGUCAAAUGCAGAAUAGGUGAAGAGAAAGCCACUGUCCUACUCCUAAUGAGAAAGUUCAUUGCCUACCAGUUCUCAGAGGAACCUUUUCAGAUCAAAUCUGUUGUGGCACCAGAAGGUGUCAAAGGCUAUAUUUACAUUGAAGCCUACAAGCAGACACACGUUAAAAAUAUCAUAAAUAAUGUAGGUACACUCAGAAUGGGUAUUUGGAAGCAGGACAUGGUUCCUAUCAAAGAAAUGACUGAUGUGCUCAGAGUAGUCAAAGAACAGUCUGGGUUGAAACCAAAGCAAUGGGUCAGGUUAAAGAGAGGUCUCUACAAAGAUGAUAUAGCUCAAGUUGAUUAUGUAGAUCUAGCUCAAAAUCAAGUGCAUUUGAAGUUGUUACCUAGAAUAGAUUAUACCAGGCUGAGAGGGGCAUUGAGAACUGUUCAAAGUGAAAGUGAAGCAGCUAAAAGGAAAAAGAAGAGACGCCCUGCUGCCAAACCUUUUGACCCUGAGGCUAUCAGAGCCAUCGGUGGUGAAGUGACAUCUGAUGGUGAUUUCUUAAUAUUUGAAGGUAAUAGAUAUUCUCGAAAGGGAUUCUUAUACAAAAACUUCACAAUGUCUGCCAUAUUGGCAGAAGGUGUGAAACCUACACUUACUGAAUUAGAAAGGUUUGAGGAACAACCUGAAGGAAUUGAUAUAGAAUUAGCAGCACCUGCCAAAGAUGAUCCUACUAGCUUACACUCAUUUUCAAUGGGAGACAACGUGGAAGUGUGCUCUGGUGACUUAGCGAACUUACAAGCUAGGAUUAUCGCGAUAGACGGGUCGAUGAUAACCGUGAUGCCGAAGCACGACGCGCUGAAGGACCCGCUGGUGUUCAAGCCGAACGAGCUGCGCAAGUACUUCAAGCAGGGCGACCACGUGAAGGUGCUGGCGGGGCGCUACGAGGGCGACACCGGGCUCGUCGUGCGCGUGGAGCCGCACCGCGCCGUGCUCGUGUCCGACCUCACCAUGCACGAGCUGGAGGUGCUGCCUCGAGACUUGCAGCUCUGCUCCGACAUGGCCACCGGCGUCGACUCGCUCGGCCACUUCCAGUGGGGGGACAUGGUGCAGCUCGACCCGCAGACCGUUGGCGUCAUCGUCAGGCUCGAGAAGGAGAAUUUCCAUGUCCUUGGCAUGCAGGGCAAAGUAAUCGAAUGCAAGCCGCAAGCUUUGCAGAAGCGACGUGAAAACAGAUUUACUAUGGCCCUUGACUCAGAACAGAAUACGAUUCAGAAGCGUGAUAUCGUGAAAGUAAUCGACGGACCGCAUGCCGGACGUAACGGAGAGAUCAAGCAUCUGUACAGAAACUUCGCGUUCUUGCAAUCUCGUAUGUACUUGGAUAACGGCGGUAUAUUCGUGUGCAAGACGCGACACUUGCAACUGGCUGGAGGCAACAAGAACUCCAACGCGUCAGCCGGGCUAUCUCUGGGCUUUAUGUCACCGCGCAUUCAGUCGCCCAUGCACCCGUCUGGUCGCGGCGGCAUGACUCCGCGCGGCCGCGGGGGACGCGGGGGCCGGGGCGGCGGGGUGACCCGUGACCGAGAGCUCAUCGGACAGACCAUCAAGAUCACCGGCGGGCCUUACAAGGGAAAUGUGGGCAUCGUGAAGGACGCCACCGGCAGCACCGCUCGCGUGGAGCUGCACUCCGCCUGCCAGACCAUCUCCGUGGACCGCUCGCACAUCGCGGGCGCCGGCAACACGUCGCGCGACGGCGCCAGCUCCUUCUACACGCGCACCCCCGGCCGCACGCCCACGCUCGGCGCGCAGACGCCCACCUACCGCGACACCGGCAUCAAGACGCCCAUGCACGGCUCCGCCACGCCCAUCUACGACGUGGGCGGGCGCACGCCGCACUACGGCUCGGCCACGCCGUCGCACGAGGGCGGGCGGACGCCGGCACACGGCGCGUGGGACCCGGCGGCCGCCGCCACGCCCGCGCGGCCGCACGACUUCGAGUACGGCGCGCUGGACGACGCCGACGCCGCCUACGCCGGGCCCUUCACGCCGCAGACGCCGGGCACCAUGUACGGCUCGGACCACACGUACUCGCCGUACCGGCCGUCGCCGUCGCCGGCGGGCUACACGGCCGGGUACCCGGGCACGCCGUCGCCGGGCGGCUACUCGCCGCGCUCGCCGUACGCGGGCGCGGACGCGGCGCCGGACUGGCACACGACGGACCUGGAGGUGCGCGUGCGGGCACACGAGGACUCGGCGCUGGCGGGGCAGGCGGGGGUGCUGCGCGGGCUGUCGGCCGGGACGUGCGCCCUGUACUUGCCGCAGGAGGACCGCGUCGUCAACGUGCUGGCCGACCUGCUCGAGCCCGUUGUGCCGCAGUCCGGAGACACCGUCAAGGUAAUCGCCGGCGAGGAUCGCGAGGCAGUCGGUCAGCUGAUCUCCAUAGAAAAUCAGGAAGGUGUCGUCAAGUUCGGCACGGAUGACAUCAAGAUCAUGCAGCUGCGACACCUGUGCAAGAUGAGCACCGCCUAGACGCUUCGUUAUGACGACACAUAAACUAGCUUUACUUUAGGGGAUACAAUUUAUUUUCGUUGUGACUGUAAUCUUUUGACUGUUUCUAAACUAUGUUAAGAUUGAUUUCUGAUCUAGAUUAUGUUUCAAAAGUAUUUUCUCGCAGGUUGAAUGUCAUCUUUCAUACCACUCAUAAGUAAGUGACAUUUCAUAAUCAAGGAAUUGUUCUUUUUAAAUACUGGACUCAAAAACUUACUGUUGAUUAUUUUCCGACACCUGUACGUACUGUACUCUUACAGUUAACUUCUAUUUAAAGCAUUAGUUACGAGAAUGUUAUAUUAUUUACAGAAGUAUAAAUAAACUUUACAACUGCAAUGUAAAAA